GAGGGCACAGGAUUUUAGUUGUAUGUCCCUGUUGGAAUCAGGACUGACAGAGCCCUAGUACUGAUCCCCCUCUGGGUGUGAGGCUGCGGGAGUUGCACAUAGAAAUCCUGUAUAAAGAGGGAGAAGCAGAAGGAAAAUGGUUCCUCUGUACCGGAGCCUCAUGCUCUUUAUUCUGCUGAAAUGUAUUUUCCCAGAAAUGGAUGGGUUCCUCAGUCGGGCCAGUGGUUCCACAAUAGAUUGGGAGAAUCUGUGCCACAGUGAAAUAGAAAUAAGCGCCGGAGCAGGAGAAGACGUCAUUCUACCAGUGAACAGACUGCAGACCGGAGCUUUUUCUUGGCGAUAUGAUAAUGGGUACCACUUCUUGAAAAUUGCUGAAACAGAACCAGGUGAAAAGAUAUGGGGCAUAGAGGAGCCAUUCACUGGGAGACUGAGCAGCACAGAGAAUGGCUCUUUAAUCAUCACUAAUGUAACCACCGAGGACCCUCGUACCUACUUUGAAUGGCCAAAAGGAAUAUGGACUGACUGUAUCCAGGAAUAUAAUCUCCGAAUCUACAAUAAUUUCCCACAAAAGGAUCCUAUUGUCAGGCGCAUAGAUUCCGUUCCUCUGCGAUAUUUUUGUGUAUCGGUAAUAGAAAUAAUUGUCGGAGAAGGAGGAGACGUGAUUCUACCAGUGCUCAAGGGGAAGACAUUCGAUUGGCGAUUUGAUAACGGAUACCAGUAUAGAAAAUUUGCUAAAACAAAACCUGAUGGGACCAUAUGGGACAUAAAGGAGCCAUUCACAGGGAGACUGAGCAGCACAGAGAAUGGCUCUUUAAUCAUCACUAAUGUAACCAUGAAGGACCCUCGUACCUACGUUGAAUGGCGAGAAGAACUAUGGCCUGACUGUAUCCAGAAGUAUUUUGUACGGGUUUACAAACCAUUAGAAGCUGAAGAUAUCCUGAUCCAUCACAAUGUCACUGGAAUGGGAACGUGUAACAUUACCCUGACCUGUGCCGUGGCCCAACCACAAGUGACCGUCUCUUGGGAUGAAACCAAUCAGAUCGGCACAGAGGUGGAAGGAGACACUCUUCACAUCUAUAAUGUAGAUACAAAUGUUACUUACAGUUGUACAGCACAGAAUCCCAUCAGCAGGGCCUCCAGAACCAUAAAUCCCUGGGAUCUCUGUUAUAAAGGAGCAGAGCCAGAGGGACCGAGACCUGCAACUGUUGCACCUUUCAGUGAGAAUGCGUUGGAAGAGAAUCAGAUCCUGAAAGACCAGGGUGUCCCACCUCCAGAUCUGGGAACGAUUUAAAAACAUCUUUGGAAGGUAAAACAAAAGGAAAACAGACAGUACAGAAAGGCCCCACAGCCACAAAUACCAGUUUUACACAGUAAUUGUACAAUAAUUGCUAAUUGCAGACAACAGUGAAAUGAUCAUUGGUGACUAAUGAGAUUCAGUUGUAUAUAUGUAUCUACCCACCCACGGCAUGGAAAUAGAUGGCCAACUCUUGACCAGCUCCUACUAAGGUCUCCUUCCAAGAAGCUCCAAGCUACUUUGCAGUCAGCCUCAGUCCCCCUCCCUAUACUCAAAAUGAUUCAGAAGAGAAUUAACGAAAUUUAUUUGGGGCUCCAAAAAACACAGAAUCACUCACAAAAUUCUAAGCUCCCCCAUCUCAUGUGGGGGCCUAGGUGCCCCUGAAAUAUAUAAGUAUUAUUUAGCGGCUCACCUACACCAAGCUGCAAGCAUGGUCAGACAGGGUAUAAUGUGGGAAAUGGGUGACUGUGGAAAAUGUGCAACCUUAUAAUAUUUCCUCCCUGCUAUGGAAUACAAAUAUACCCCCGGAUAUUAAGAAAAGCUCCUAAAUUCCAUAAAGCUGACUUUCUUAACAUGGAAACAGGCAAAAACCCACUAUAACUUUAUACAGGAACCAUACAGACUAAGCCCAGUGUUCGGAAAUCCAUGCUUUUAUUGUCAAAUCUUACGCUACACCAUGGAAAAACCUUGGUUUAACACAACUAUAUAGAUUUCAGGACCUUCAGAAAAAUUUGGUAUUACCAAUAUUCUGUCAUACCAAUAUAUCCAGAUCCAUCAUUUCAUACAGCAACUGGGUGGUACCCAACUGCCAUUGGACCGCUCCCCGUUUGACUCUAUUGUCACUACCCAAACUUCCAGAACAGGUCCCAUCUCCAUAUAUACAGUUUACUUACUACCCCCUCUGAGAAGGACCUUGUUAAACGUAAUUAUAUGCUCAGAUGGGAACACACUAGAGAAAAAGAAUUACCACUUACCACAUGGAGUAGGAUAUGGGACAACCUUAGGAAAGCCUCAGCCUGUGUUAUACACAAGGAAACAAACUAUAAAAUCCUAAUGCACUGGUACAUGGCCCCCGUAAGGCUGCAUGCCAUAUAUCCAAACACACCCUCCACAUGUUGGAGACAAUGUGGAGAAGAAGGCACAAUAGACCAUAUAUUCUGCAAAUGCCCGGCCAUAAGAGAUUACUGGAAAAUGGUAUCAGCCCCCCUGGAACCACUAUGGGGAGAAAUCUGCAGCUAAUCUAAUACUAACAGCAGCCAAAAGGCUACUAGCCCAGAACUGGAAGAAAACAGCCCAUCCGACAAAAAUAGAACUAGAAGCUGCAGUUUGGAACAUACGCGAAUGGUAUAUAUAGCAGCUCUCCACCAAUCCCGAACCAUGAUUUUUAACAAAAUCUGGCUACCAUGGGACGUGUUAUACCCGCUAGCCGGGCAAAUCAUUACUUCAGACUCUUCACCCUAAAUAGAGAAAUGACUACUAAGACUCAAACAGGCGAGCCUGACUCAACCGAAACUAACACCCUCUCCAACAAGCCCACCAUAGUUAAAGCAGACACGGACCCCCGGACUAACCAUUAACCCAAAUAUUUGAUAUCUCAUAUUUUGUCAACGCAGAUUUUAUUUUUAUUGUUCUCCCUUUUCCUCUCUCUCUCCUGUCUCCCCUUCCCUCUCUGAGCCCCUCUCUUCCCUUAUUUCUUACUUCAGCAAUUUACAGAAUUGUCACAAUCUGUGUGGUUAAAAAAUAUAAAUAAAUAGUUAAAAAAAAAACAACAAA
Messenger RNA from Xenopus tropicalis (tropical clawed frog), 3067 nucleotides. RefSeq lists its product as uncharacterized. The coding region runs from base 137 to 1291 and encodes 384 amino acids. The record is from RefSeq and is a predicted model, not a curated record. The transcript has 8 exons. Lineage: Eukaryota; Metazoa; Chordata; Amphibia; Anura; Pipidae. Gene Ontology annotation, cellular component: membrane.